Messenger RNA from Stegodyphus dumicola, 1177 nucleotides. RefSeq names its product tRNA-histidine guanylyltransferase (gene THG). Gene Ontology annotation, molecular function: tRNA guanylyltransferase activity; magnesium ion binding. Lineage: Eukaryota; Metazoa; Arthropoda; Arachnida; Araneae; Eresidae. The record is from RefSeq and is a predicted model, not a curated record. Gene Ontology annotation, biological process: tRNA modification.
ACAACAUGUGAUCAAUAUUGGCGGUAAACGUGGUUAUAAGCAUUUAAUACUUUUUUUAUUUAGAAUGUGAGCAAAGGGUUUUUAACUUGUAAAUAACUUUAUUUUGAGUUGGAGCAUAAGGUUGCCAAAGGGAAGCCAAGCUUCAAGAAGAAGAAGCAAAGGAUUUUGUAGAAAGUAGUGAAAUGAACACUAUUUCCAGCUUUUAAUUUCAGGAACUAUUUUGCGAGUACUUUUAUUCUGUUCGAAAAUAUUUGUGUGUAUGAGUAAAUUGCAAAUAAUAUUUGUUUUAUAAAGCAUGGCGAAAAGCAAUUAUGAAUAUGUUAAAAACUUUGAAAGUACCGAUCAAAUAUUGCCAAAUACGUGGAUUGUUGUGCGCAUUGAUGGAAAAAAUUUCCAUAAGUUUGCUGAUAGCCAUCAAUUUGAGAAACCAAAUGAUCAAAGAUGUUUAGAUUUAAUGAAUAAAUCUGCUUGUCAUGUGAUGAAAGAAAUCGAUGAUAUAAAAUUUGCUUACGGUCAGAGUGACGAAUACAGUUUUAUUUUCGAGCGAACUACAAAACUUUAUAAAAGAAGAUCAAGUAAAAUAUUAACAAAUGUGUGUAGUCUAUUCACAGCAUCAUUUGUAUUUUAUUGGAAGGAUGUAUUUAGUGAUAAAAACUUGGUAUACCCGCCGUCGUUCGAUGGACGAGUUGUAAUAUAUCCCACAAAUAAGAAUUUGCGUGAUUAUUUAAGCUGGCGGCAAGCUGAUUGUCACAUAAAUAAUUUAUAUAACACUACUUUUUGGGCAUUGGUGCAGCAGGGAGGUUUGUCCCGUAAAGAAGCCGAAGAAAAAAUAAGGUUUACAGUUUCCGCAGAAAAGAAUGAAAUUUUGUUCACGCAGUUCGGUGUAAAUUAUAAUAAGGAAAAAGAACAGUUCAGAAAAGGGUCAUUUAUUAUUAGAGAGAAACUGCAUAAAAAACCGAUUGUAUUCGAGAAUCAUAAUAAUGAAGUGUUACAUGGUCUGAUUAUUUCACAUACAGAUAUCAUCGGAAAUGUACUGUGGAAAGAUAAUCCUCAUAUAUUAGGAGAUGAGUAACUACCUUAAAAUUAGAGAAUUAUUAAUGUUAAUAUUUAUUGACCAAAUUGUAGAAAUUUUAUUGUAUAUGCCUUGAUUAUAAAUUAAAUAUUUUUUAUGUAUAAA